Molecule: messenger RNA, 189 nt
Organism: Prunus armeniaca (apricot)
Lineage: Eukaryota; Viridiplantae; Streptophyta; Magnoliopsida; Rosales; Rosaceae
Source: the annotation of a GenBank genome assembly
AUGGUUGUCGCACUCGCCGUCGUGGAUUUUGCAGAGCACUUCGAGAGUUUGCGGAUACUUGAUGCAGGUGAGAUGAGGACUUCUUCCUUAGCAAAUUUUCAUUUAUCAAGUAGUCAUGAGGUCUUGCCAGCUGGGAUCCUCAUCGAUCUGCAUCAGGUCCAGCGGCUCAAGGUGCUCAACCAAAAUUGA